AUGCCUUCCACCUACAACAAAGAAAAGGCAUGGGAUACGGAGGACAUCGAUAAGUGGACUAUCGAAGAAUUCAAGGCCGAACACAAUGUCGCCGGAAAUUUCGCGGAGGAGUCCUCCUUCAUGACCCUCUUCCCCAAAUACCGUGAAGUAUACCUAAAGGAAGCAUGGCCCGUUAUUACUAGGGCACUGGAGAAGCAGGGCAUUGCUUGCACUCUGGAUUUGGUAGAGGGUAGCAUGACCGUGAAAACAACCCGCAAGACCUACGACCCGGCCGCUAUUUUGAAGGCGCGUGACCUUAUCAAGCUACUCUCCCGUAGUGUUCCGGUCGCCCAGGCGAUGAAGAUCCUCGAAGACGGCGUGGCAUGCGACAUCAUCAAGAUCCGCAACCAAGUGCGCAACAAGGAGCGAUUCGUGAAGCGCCGACAGCGUAUUCUCGGCCCCAACGGUUCUACCAUCAAAGCCCUCGAACUGUUGACAAGCACCUACAUUCUGGUGCAAGGUAACACAGUGGCGUGCAUGGGGCCGUUCAAGGGAUUGAAGGAGAUUCGACGAAUUAUCGACGACUGCAUGGCGAACAUCCACCCGAUUUACCACAUCAAGGAGUUGAUGAUCAAGCGCGAGCUGGCAAAGGACCCGACACUGGCGAACGAGUCGUGGGACCGAUUCCUGCCCAACUUCAAGAAGCGCACGCUUUCCAAGCGUCGUGUUCCUCACAAUGUUACCGACAAGACCAAGAAGGUUUACACGCCAUUCCCGCCCGCACCCGAGAAGAGCAAGGUCGAUCUCCAGAUCGAGUCUGGAGAAUACUUCCUUUCGAAGGAGGCGAAGGAUCGUGCGCAGAAGGAGGAGGUGGUCGAGCGGCAGCGCGUGAAACGCGAGGAAAAGAUGCGCGAGCGCGAGAAGGAUUUCAUUGCCCCCGAAGAGUCGGCGCCGGCCGAUCUCGACGCAGAGAAGAAGAAGAAGAAGGAGAAGAAGGAGAAGAAGGAAAAGCGGAAGCGCGAGGCCGAGGUCGAUGGAGAAGAUGCCGAUCACAAGGAGGAGAAGAAGAAGAAGAAGAAGAGCAAGUCCAAGCAUGUCUCCUCCGACGAGGAAUAA
Penicillium verhagenii is the source of this 1095-nucleotide messenger RNA. RefSeq names its product KRR1 small subunit processome component. Lineage: Eukaryota; Fungi; Ascomycota; Eurotiomycetes; Eurotiales; Aspergillaceae. The record is from RefSeq and is a predicted model, not a curated record. The transcript is spliced from 2 exons. Gene Ontology annotation, molecular function: RNA binding. The coding region runs from base 1 to 1095 and encodes 364 amino acids. Gene Ontology annotation, cellular component: nucleolus; small-subunit processome.